Entamoeba histolytica HM-1:IMSS is the source of this 2148-nucleotide messenger RNA. RefSeq names its product HEAT repeat domain containing protein. The transcript has 2 exons. The record is from RefSeq and is a predicted model, not a curated record. Lineage: Eukaryota; Evosea; Mastigamoebida; Endamoebidae. The coding region runs from base 1 to 2148 and encodes 715 amino acids.
AUGAAAUUAUUCAAAGCCUUUGUUGGACCAAGUCUUCCAUAUGAGUCACAAGAAAAACAAGAAACUAUCACUGAAAAUAAUUUUACAUAUACUGUUUAUCAUGCAAAGAAAGUUUCAGAUAAAAAGAAUAUUAGUUUAUUUGAAUUUCCUUCAAGUAAUCCAAGAAUUCUAAAUGAGAAUGUACUUAAACGGUUCAGAACAUUAAAACACCCAAACAUUAUAAAUUACUUGGAUCAUGUAGUUAAUGAUAGAACAACAGUAAUACUAACAGAAGAAGUUUAUCCAUUAACUAGUUUUCUUCAGUCAAGUAAAUGUAAUGAAGAUAUGGUAUUAUGGGGUUUAUUUUCUUUAGCCAACGCUAUUCAUUUUCUUAAUAUAACAGCUAAAUUAGGUCAUUAUAACAUUACAAAGAAUAGUAUUUUUGUCACAAAGAGUGGAGAAUGGAAAUUAGGAGGAUUACAAUAUGUUACUCAAUUAGGACAAUUAGGUGACUUCAAAACAUAUAUAGAAUCAAAUAGAAGUAUUGGUCAUUUACCAAAUGAUUCAUCUUCAGAAUAUGUUGAUAGUUAUUCUUUUUCUAAACUGGCUUCUCAAGUAUAUCCAAAUCCUCCAGCACCACUUCAAGCACUAAUUUCUUCAUUAGCUUCCCAACCAAUAACUUCUUUUUUAACUCAUCCAAGUGUUUCAACACCAUUUUUAACUAUUGUCUAUAACAUGGAUAAUUAUUCGGCAUUGGACGAUUUUACUCGUCGUUCUUUCUUAAGCUCAAUUACUAAAACUUCACUUCCAUCAUUAUUUUGCAGAUAUAAAUUACUUCCAUUUUAUAUUGAUUUGUUUAGGUCUAAUAUGCCAGAAGCUUCAUGUGCAGUAGAGUCAUUGUUAAAAGUUUCAAGUGGAUUGGAACAAGAUGAAUUUGUACAACAAGUACAAAAUUAUAUUCCUAAAUUUAUUAAUUCAUCAGACCUCCAAACAAAAUAUAGUGCGUUAGGGUCAUUACGUUAUUGUUCUCAACACAUAACUCCAUCUUUUGCAGAGUCAUUAUUUCCUAGUAUUAUUCAAUGCACAAACCAUCAAAAUGAUAAAAUAAGAGAUGCUGGAAUAAGGGCACUUUUAGUCUUAAUUGAAAAAGUUAAUAAAUCUAAACAGUUAGAGUGUGCAAAUAGAUUUGAAAAAGCACUUGGUGAUCCUAGUCUUAUUGUUAGAACAAACACAGUUGUUUGUAUUUCAAAAAGUUGUUCAUUUUUUACAGUAGAAACAAGAAAGAGAUUAUUGUUAUGUUCUAUUGCUCGUAGUGGUAAAGAUGCUGUCAAAGAAAUGAGAAUUGCAAUAAUCAAUGGAAUAAAGGAUAACAUUAAUGAUUUUAGUGCAAAUGAUAGUGCUCGUAAUAUUUUGCCUUACAUCUCUGUUUUCCUUGUUGAUGACCACAAAAAUGUUAGAAAUAAAGCAAGAGAAUUAUUUUCUUCAUUAACAGAAACAGUACUAAAAUAUUCUGAACAACUAGACAAUCAACAACAAGAGCAAAAACCUGAAGAACAAAAACAAGAAGUAAAAGAAACACCUCAUUUGAAUCUUAAAAAACCUGCUGAUGUUAUUUAUGAUCAACAAAAACCAGUUCAAAAAGUUAAUAUUGAUUUAUGGAAUGUAUCUCCUCAAAGAAGUAAUGCUGUAACACCACAACAAAACCCUGAAGAUGUUUUUACUCUCUUUGAAGAAAUAGAUCCAGAAUUUCCUUCUCAACAACAAAAAACAAAUGACAAUCAAUCAGUUAAUACUCAUCAAAACAAUACAACUAAAGAAGAUGACGAUAUUGAAAGAUUAACAAAGAUGAUUGGUAAAAAAUCAUCAACUUCUCAGUCAAAAACUUUCCAAAAAGCUGAUCAAAAACAACGACAAUUAAAAGAAAUUGGUCUUCCUGAAAAUUUCCAGAAUAAAACACAAAAUAAAACAACAGUUUUACUUAAAGAAAAACCAACUUCAAAGCCAGAAAUCAUUAAUGAAACAAAAGUUCAACAAAAACAACAAAAUGAUGUAUUUGGUUGGGGAAUUUCAAAUGAAGCAAAUGACGCUUAUUGGGAUGAGUGGGCUGGAGCAUUAAAUUCUAAAGACAAAAAGUCACAAGGAGAUUCAUCUUCAACUAUUUUCUUUUAA